Geodia barretti is the source of this 1238-nucleotide messenger RNA. Lineage: Eukaryota; Metazoa; Porifera; Demospongiae; Tetractinellida; Geodiidae. The record is from the annotation of a GenBank genome assembly.
AAUCAGAUGCCACUGUUGCUAGAAAUACUGGCGAAAGUAGGAGAGCAACGAUAAACUAGCGCCGAUGUUUGCGCAUGCGUGUGCAAUUGUGAUUCAGUGCGCAUGUGCGACCAUAGGGGGCGUGGUACAAUGUACGGUGAGUCGGUUCACGACGCAGACACUCGAAAGUCUUUUGCUAUAGCUAGACGAGUUAAGUGGGGCCAGUGACGACAUGAGUGAGGCCAAGGAAGCGCCCAAGGGUCUACAGGCUCUCUUCUCUCGACCUAGAAAAUUUUACGAGAAGGUGGAGAGUGGGACUGUGGCCAUGACGUCAGCGGCUACGGAACUGGUGUACGUCCGCGAGUGCCGCGACUGUGAGCUGAGAGCAACCACCAAACUCGCCAAGUGUAUCAUUGAUUCGUGUUCUAAUGUGAAGGUAGCUCUGGAGGAGCCAAUAAUGAGCGGAACACUGGAAAUGAUUGACUGUAAGAAUGUGUCGGUCCUCAUUAACCCCCGCGAUAGCCUCCCCACCAUUUCGGCCGAACGAUGUGAGAGCAUUCGUUUCCACCUCGUUAGACCGGGGGCGAUGGGUUCAGUGUACUCUGUCCAGUGUAGGGACGUGAGUGUCCAUUUCAAGCCUCCGCAUCGAGAGGAGUACGUACUGGAGCUGCCGGGGGGAGGGGUGGAAGAGGGAGGGAGGGGUCAGUUUGUCAGCUACCUCAGUGGAGAAAACAUGGUCACUGAGAGAGUUGUUCGAGAAGGUUCGGGGUACGCAACAACUGCUACUAAGCUGGCUGAAGCUGAGAAGAAACAGAAAGAACUGAUGAGGAGGUUUGAGGAGCACGUGGUGAAGAUGCUCGGCAUGAGUGGGCCUACCUCCACCACCACCACCAGCUACUACCCCUGCUCCUCCUCUGCCCACCUCAAGACAAGAGACUCGGGAAGACGGAGAAAACACUGAGACUGCCUCCACUGCAGCUGAGCCUCAGAAAGAGGAUGGGUCUGGAGACCCCUGAGCAAAGAAUGAACAGACCUAAGCAAUCCACAACAGUAUAGUAUGCUACAGCGAGAAGUACUCUUCUUUAGAUAGAUUAGUAUAUAAAUGAAAGCUAAUGGCUUGAUCACCCUAAAAUUGUCAGUCUCAGACCUUUUUAGUGUUUUAUGUGAUAAAUAUUGCAGGUUGUUACGUUUCUGCGGUAGGAUGGGAUGCUGUAAUGUAUAUACAAAAUGCAACGUGUCAAAGUUGAAUGAAGUCUUCU